ACUAAAGAGUUCCAACAAAGCUGAUUGGUUGUCAGUUCUAACAAUAUGGAGUCUCUGGCCACUGUUCACGUUCUUGGGUAUGGAAAAGUUGCACCACUGCUGGACGUAACUGUGCAAUGUGUGGUGAAAAAUCUCUCAUCCAUGUGCAUUGAAAGUAUCACCUUGUUACCAGGCAACUUAAAGGACAAAUGUCUCUACCUCAUGUCAAAGAGGGGCUGUAUCACAGACGCAAAUCUUCCAAAAGUGAUACAUGAGAAUCUAAAGGUUCUGGAUCUGAGCGAGUCAGAUGUAUCAGACGAAGGACUAAAUCACCUGUGUAAAUGUCCCCAGCUCCUAAAAAUAGAUCUCAACUCGACAAAACAAUCGCGAACCAACAUCUCAUCUCAAGGAAUUAUCCAGCUAGCACAGAAUUGUCAUAACCUACAGACCGUCUACCUGCGGAGAUGUCUGAAUCUGACAGACGAGGCUGUGAUCGCGCUGUCCACAAACUGUCCACAGCUCCGUUACCUGAAUGUGGGCGGGUGUUCACUGUUGACUGACAGGUGUCUGGAGGCGUUAGGGGGAAACUCACAAUUUCUCAGGUGUCUCAAUGUGUCAAACACCAAGAUAACAGAUGCAGGGAUCAUGAAUAUCGCAACAGGUGCCUGUAACCAGUGUCUAAAGGAAGUCCACAUAAAUGGUUGUAAGGCAUUAACAGAUGAGUCUGUGGAAGCCAUUCUUCAGUUCUGUCCACAAAUCAAUAUAUUCCUCUUCCAUGGAUGUCCAAAAAUUACAGAGAUGGCAAGGGAAGCUCUAGAGAAUGUCACAUUAGAACGCGCCUCACCCAUGAAGCAGGUCACCUGGACUAUCUAUUGAUUAUAUAAAUACCAAAGCCACAUCUUUAUCACAUAGACAUUGACCUGUGAUGACCUUCAAUGACCUUUGAUGACCUGAAGCCUCUACUAAGGAGGCAACUCCACCAGAUCAGGGGCUGUGUCAUUUAGAUGUUAAAAAUGCUCUAUGCAUACUAUGCAAGCACAAAAGUUGGAGCAAACAUUUUGCCAUUAUUUUUAUUUAGAAUAAGUAUUUCUACUCAAUUUUUUCAUUUUUGUAUUUUAUAUUGAAGAAAUGUAAAUGAUCACAUACCUUUUCAGGUAAAUUUCACAGAUUAAAAAUCUGGAGUGACUGUAUAAUUCUAAUACUUUGUUAAAGAAUGUUGCUACUAAUGAGAAUA
Saccostrea cuccullata (small rock oyster) is the source of this 1213-nucleotide messenger RNA. RefSeq names its product protein AMN1 homolog. Lineage: Eukaryota; Metazoa; Mollusca; Bivalvia; Ostreida; Ostreidae. Gene Ontology annotation, cellular component: cytoplasm. The record is from RefSeq and is a predicted model, not a curated record. Bases 46 to 855 code for a protein of 269 amino acids. Gene Ontology annotation, molecular function: protein binding. The transcript has 7 exons.